AGGCAUGCUGGGAGUCGUAGUCCUGCUCCCCCUGCCCAUCCGCUUUGCUGAGGUUUCUUCCCGGAGCAUACCGGGAAAUGUAGUUCUUCCACUGUAACCUUUCCCCCCCGCCCCCCCCCGUGCUCUCUCUCUUCCCAGUCUCAGUUCCUGCCUCCCGUUGCUCCCCCAGGUGGGCAUGAACGGGGCGGGAGAGCCUGAUCCUGGCAGCGGGGGCUACAAAAGGCGCUACAGGGCCUUGAAGAGGAGGCUGAAGUUCCUGAUCUAUGAACAAGAAUGUUUCCAGGAAGAACUGAGAAAAGCGCAAAGGAAACUCUUAAAAGUUUCACGGGAUAAAAGUUUUCUGCUUGAUCGCCUGCUCCAGUAUGAGAACGUGGAUGAAGAAUCAUCAGACUCGGAGGCAACAGCCUCCUCUGAUAAUAGUGAUGGGGAGGUCCCCAAGGGGACAGAGCCACAGUCCCUAAAGAGAAAACAAAGUCCACAGCUUGGCAGCGCUUCAUCCCCUUCGUCUUCAGGCCUUUCCCUCCAGCCAACUUCCGGCUUUGGGCUCCCGGCUUCAGGGACGCCAUCUCCCUACUUGACCUCUCUGGCCUCACCCCCUUAUGCUCCCUUCCCCUCUGACUACCUGGCACUAGAGCCUGAGCCUGGGCCCCCCCAACCUGAUGCCAACGCCACCCGCUCUGCCAGGCGGCCCCAAAGGCCCCGCAAGCUCAAGCUCCCGCUGCCCCCCACCUCCCACUCUGACUGUUCAUCUGUGGUGGUGGGGCUGCCCUUCCCUUCGCCCCGCGGGACCCCCAAGCUGCCGCCGCCCACCAUCCUCAGUACGGUGCCCCACCAGAUGUUCAGUGACACCGGGGAGGGAAGUGGCGAAGACCCCCUGGAUGGUGACGAUGAAUUGGUAAUCGACAUUCCCGAGUGACAGUGGCAAGCGGCUCUCUCUGCUCAAAGGACACAGGCCUCGCAGUGGUGUGUGUGGGGAUUGCGCCCCACAAUUUUUAUUUUUUUUGUUUACAGACUCCAAAAAACAUGCAAACCAGUCAAUAAAUGGGAUUUUUUAUAUAUAUAAAAAAUUCCAGUUGCAGUUUCUACACAUACCCUCCCCCAAACCCCCACCCCAAACUUCCCUCUUCUCCUAAACCCCAUGAGCCCUUAGAAGAAGUUGCCUCCUGCUGAGGCCAGAGGUUUCUCUUCAGUCAUGUACCUUCAUCUACAAACUGUAUUGAUUAAGAAAAAUCUUUGUGAAAAAGUGCAUCCCUUUACGAGGUGGAAAGAAUCUUCUUUUCUUUUCUUUUUUAACUACAAAAGAAAAAAUCCCUUUAAAGGCAGGGAACUCUGAAAAAGUGCUGGAAAUCUCCUGAGGGGAGAAAAAAGUGAACGUUUUUAAGGACUAGGAGAGGUUUUCGCUGCACAUGUAAACAUUUGAAGUCAAUCUGCUUCUGAAAUUUUUUUGUGGAGAAGUUUAUCCUUCAAAAACCCACUUGGGUAUUGUUUUACAUAAAAUAGAAAGAUCACCAGUGUUUUAAAAUAUAUAUAUUUUACUAGAUGGUUUCUAGUAAGCACCCAAAUUUU
Messenger RNA from Podarcis raffonei (Aeolian wall lizard), 1566 nucleotides. It is a transcript of the gene INO80E, whose product is annotated as INO80 complex subunit E. The record is from RefSeq and is a predicted model, not a curated record. Gene Ontology annotation, biological process: chromatin remodeling. NCBI's taxonomy places the organism in Eukaryota, Metazoa, Chordata, Lepidosauria, Squamata, Lacertidae. The transcript is spliced from 7 exons. Gene Ontology annotation, cellular component: nucleus; Ino80 complex. The coding region runs from base 176 to 916 and encodes 246 amino acids.